AUGGAGAACCCCGGGGAACUUCCCCGUCGCGAGGAUUUCCGGGUUGGUUGGAUUACAGCACUCUACAACGAGUAUCUCGCUGCACGACAAGUGCUUGACGUGCAAUACGAAGACUUUGAACUUAGUCAACAUGCCAAUGAUUCCAAUCACUACACAUUUGGGCGGAUUGGGAAGCUUCAUGUUGUCAUUGCUUCCCUUCCCGCUAGUUUGAUCGGAACACAUUCUGCUUCUGUUGUUGCCAAUGGCUUAAGAAACACCUUCCCAUUGGUUCGGUUUGCACUCAUGGUGGGGAUCGCCGGGGGUGCUCCAACAGAAAAGAACGACGUGAGGCUCGGCGAUGUCAUUAUCGGAACCACGACGAUUCCUUACUCCUUCAUCAAGCAACACCCAGAUCGGCGCGAGGCCAUUGGUCACAACGUUAUUUCUGCGCGUGAUCUCUUAUCAACAAUAAACAGCGUCCGAGCAAAAAUGGCAGAAGGUUCUAUGAAGUUGGACGACAUCGUUUCUUCCAGGUUCAACAGAAAUGAAGAAAUCAUAGAUAUCUUCCAGCGCCCGCACAGUGGUUCUGAUCGCCUAUACCGGUCGGACUAUACGCAUUGUAGCUCAUGCGACUGUCUCGGUGCUCAUUCAGAUAAUUCCGACAAACUGGUUCAAAGAGAGGCGCGUAAAGCCUACGCCAAAGUCAAAGUUCACUGUGGCCGAAUCGGCUCGGCAGAUAUCUUGCUUAGAGACGCCAUUGAACGGGACAGAUUGACCGAGGAAUUCAAUCUCCUAGGCUUUGAAAUGGAAUCGGCUGGAAUUUGCUUGCCAGACCUACCAAUUCUUCCGAUCCGAGGCGUCUGUGACUAUGCGGACUCGCAUAAGAACAAACAAUGGCAAGGCUAUGCCGCUGCCGUGGCCGCCGUCUACGCUAGAUGUCUUCUGCAAACUGUCUCUUCCGGAGACUUGUUCACUCCAAAUAAGCCUAUCGAAGGGGAGAAGUUACGCAGAGACAUCGAACAGCUCAUGAAGACCGUGACUGAUGUGACAUCAGGACACCAAACUCACUUAAAAGCACACGACAAGAAAUUUAGUGAGGCUGACGAGAAAUUCAAUCAUGCAAAUUGUGCUAUCCAAGACAUAAGUAUGAUGGUGGCAAUGUUGGAACGGAUUUCCAAACAAACGACUGAAGCAAAUACCAAGGCUUUUGAUGAUGUGAACCGCAAAACGAGCGAUAACACUGAGGCAAUUGCAUUGGUAAAACGCGAAAUUGAAGAUGGACGAACCAAGCUUGAGGAUAUGCUCGAAAAGAUGAAACUUCACAUUCAACAACAACAAGAGUUGAGUCCUCCUGAGCAAAAGCCAAAAUGGGAAAAUCUUCAGGUGCAAGCCCAAAAGGAAAGUUUGUCCUUGGGAAAGAUGACUGAAGAUGUCUUGGAUACUGCAGGAAAUAUGGUUAUUGAAUAUGGUGACGUCCUUGGAAAUGCGAACGUUGAAAAAGCUGGCAGAAUCAUAAAGAUUCAGACACAGCUCUUGUCGAUGGGCAGAAAGUGGAGUUCUAGCACCAAGAAAGCCCCCGCCGACGAAGUGCUUGUGGCGGGACAUGUUCAGCACUCUUCUGAGAUUCCAACAGCGAACACAUCAAGGCCAAUACACCCACGAAACUCUCAGCCAAGACUGCUUGACAUACAAGGAUCAAAUGUUCAGAGUCAGGAGAAGAAACCAGGUGCUCAGCCUAGCACAGGCAGGGCAUGGCCAUUUCCAUUUCCACUUCGAAAAAGGAAUGAACCAGAGUCAGAGAAAACAACAUGCCGUCAGCCUGUGAAUAAACCUCCAGGACCACCUUUACCGCCGCGAAAUACGGCGGUAGUGAUGCCAGGGCCAUUUAGAGACUUGUCUCAAAAAGAUUCUUAUGGCCCACCAAGGAUAAGCAUCGGUUCAGCAUCGGAAACUCCCCAGACUGAAGUGAAAUUUCGAAGAGAGCUUGAUGAUGUUAUCUCCAAAUUGAAUCGACCUUCGUGUCCACCUCGACCAGAGUCAGCGAAAAGGCAGCUAUCAUGCAGUAUAUGCCUGAAAUGCUCACAUGAUGGCUGA
Penicillium egyptiacum is the source of this 2073-nucleotide messenger RNA. Lineage: Eukaryota; Fungi; Ascomycota; Eurotiomycetes; Eurotiales; Aspergillaceae. The record is from the annotation of a GenBank genome assembly.